AUGAACCCUGUAACAGCUCCACCUAAUUACCAACUCUCCCAACUCACAGCUUUUAUGAAAGGCGAGCCCAAAGCAUUAGGGACAGUACAGAUCAUGAUUGGCAUUUGAACUUUUUUGUUUGGUAUCGUUUUAUCCACAUCCAGUAUUUCGCCAGGGUUCAUCAGUGGAAUCACUCUGUUGGGAUCACUUUUCUUUAUAUCUUCUGGCGCUCUGUCAGUUGCUGCAGCAAACAAGUCUAAUCCCUGUGUGGUGAAAGCUGCACUGGGAAUGAAUGUGGUCAGCGCUGUGGCUGCAGGUAUAGCUCUCAUUCUGUUUGUAGCGGAUAUGAUAAGUAGGUCAUGGUGUCAUCUCUAUUACUAUGACAGCAACUACCAUUGUGAUUAUUUCACUGCGCAUCUGUGGAAUGGAAUCUAUGGAGUGCUGUUUGUUUUCUCUCUUCUUGAGUUUAUCAUCUCUAUCUGCACUUCUAGUUUUGCCUGUAAAGCCACCUGCUGCACUGAGACCACAGUUAUAUAUUCACAGCCAAUGAAUCCACAGCCAAUGUAUUCACAGCCGACAAAUUCACAGCCAAUGUAUCCACAGCCAAUGAAUCCACCACCGAUGAAUCCACAGCCGAUGUACAAUCCUGCAUUCUACAAUCCACAGGCUCCACAGGAAUCAUCUUUAGUUACCUACAACAAAGUUUAAAUCAUAGUCUGGCUAUUUUCUUAAACAUAGUGUACAUCUGCAAUCAAAACCUGCUUCUAUCUCUUCUCUUCUACUCUUUCGAGCUUCACAUUGUUUAUCACAGUCUAACAAUCACUUAUCAAUCGUCUCUAAAUACAUUUGUUUUAUGU
Messenger RNA from Clarias gariepinus (North African catfish), 836 nucleotides. RefSeq names its product membrane-spanning 4-domains subfamily A member 4D-like. Gene Ontology annotation, cellular component: membrane. The transcript is spliced from 6 exons. The record is from RefSeq and is a predicted model, not a curated record. NCBI's taxonomy places the organism in Eukaryota, Metazoa, Chordata, Actinopteri, Siluriformes, Clariidae.